AUGCCUCAGCAGUUCAUCCUGGAAGUCGAACCUUUCGAUGUCUGGGGGAUCGAAUUUAUGGGCCCAUUCCCUACUUCUUGUGGGAAUCUCUACAUAUUGGUUGCCGUCGAUUAUGUGAGCAAAUGGGUCAAAGCGAUUGCCAGUCCGACGAACGACUCUAAAGUAGUCUCACGGAUGUUUCAGAGAUUCAUUUUCCCUCGUUUUAGAGUACCGCAUGUUAUAAUCAGCGAUGGAGGGACUCAUUUUGUGAACCGAGUCAUUGAGAGUCUACUGAAGAAAUACGGGGUUCAACAUCGAGUUACUACUCCUUAUCACCCGCAGACUAGUGGUCAGGUCGAGAUCUCUAACCGGGAGAUCAAAUCUAUUCUGGAGAAAACCUUAUCCCGAUCUCGCAAAGACUGGUCACAGAAACUCGAUGAUGCGGUCUGGGCUUACCGAACCGCUUUCAAGACUCCUAUUGGUAUGACUCCUUUCCAGCUGGUCCCAAACCUGACAUGCUACCUGACUUGCUUCCAGCGUGUAUAUGCAAUGGGUGAUGUUUAUCCAGAGGCUACAAAACUUCCCAAGGGAGAAUAUAUUCUGCAGCUAUAUCUGCGGCAUGAAAAUGUGCAGUUGCUGGAAAAGUUGAAGCAACUUGUUUUGUUUAUCGAAAGAAAUUUGGCAGAAAAGGAGGUUAUUCGGCUGAACUUCUAUUCUGAACCAGACGGUUGUGUCAUGGGAAAUGGUGCCUUUAAAUCAUCUGUUUUAAUUCCUGGGAAAAAGGAAGCGUUUUAUGUGAGCCAACCGAUGACGGAUAAGCUGCCCAAGAAUGCGCCUCAAGGAUCUGUGUUGCUGGGAGAUAUCUCACAUGGGAAAUUAUCAUUUGAUGAUAAAGAAGGGAAAAAUCCGAAAGAUAAUCCUGUUUCUUAUCAGAUAUCUUAUGUUGUUCCACCAAACAAGACUGAGGAAGAACAAGGGAAAUCUUCUGCUCCAACUAGCACUAAAUCUGUAUCGGAGCGCAUGGAGGAAGAGGUAUGGACCUAG
Molecule: messenger RNA, 1023 nt
Organism: Tarenaya hassleriana
Lineage: Eukaryota; Viridiplantae; Streptophyta; Magnoliopsida; Brassicales; Cleomaceae
Product: tripeptidyl-peptidase 2-like
Exons: 8
Coding region: 1-1023 (340 amino acids)
Biological process (GO): DNA integration
Molecular function (GO): nucleic acid binding
Source: RefSeq, a predicted model, not a curated record